CGUAACCAGGCGACGCGACCCGCCAGUCUCAGCAUCUCCAUGGUGACGGGGACGCCGCGCGGCCCCGGAAAAGGGCGCAGGCGCAGGGCUGCUUCCGGCUCAUGCGCGGUCGAGGAGACAGUCAAACGCGGAAGGCCCGAUGGCGAGCUACAAGGCUGCCGACUCCAAGAGGGAGCAGUUCCGGCGCUACUUGGAGAAGUCUGGUGUCAUGGACACCCUCACCAAAGUCUUGGUUGCCCUGUACGAAGAACCAGAGAAACCCAACUGUGCCUUGGACUUCCUGAAACACCACUUAGGAGCUGCUGCUCCAGAAAAUCCUGAAGUGGAGGCUCUUCGCUUGGAAGUGGCAGAGGUGAAAGAGAAGUAUGAAGUGGUGUUGGAAGAAAACAAAAAGUUAAAGGCAAAGCUGGCUCAGUAUGAACCACCUCUAGAAGAGAAGCGUGGGGAAUAGGGUUAUUUUCCUGGUACUUGAAAUAAAAGACUGAAGCACAUGGUUCUAGCGUUACUAAUAUAGUUAUAAGCCUGUUGAUGCUCUCUUGUAAAUACAGUGUUCAAAAAACUUGUUUAAAGUUGGAGGAUGUUGAAAAUGCAAGUCUGGUGUAAAAGCAGGUAUAGUUGAUGGUGGCAAUCAUUAAUCUCUGCUUUUAGUCGGUUCUAGGAGCUGGAAAGCUGAAACUUGUAGAGGAUGUGAUUAUAGUCUGCAUCUAAAAACUUGUACAGUUGUUACUGGAGCCUUCUCAAUAAAUUGUAUUAAAUAUGA
Messenger RNA from Hemicordylus capensis (graceful crag lizard), 760 nucleotides. RefSeq names its product MYC binding protein (gene MYCBP). NCBI's taxonomy places the organism in Eukaryota, Metazoa, Chordata, Lepidosauria, Squamata, Cordylidae. Gene Ontology annotation, cellular component: nucleus. Gene Ontology annotation, molecular function: transcription coactivator activity. Bases 140 to 451 code for a protein of 103 amino acids. The record is from RefSeq and is a predicted model, not a curated record. Gene Ontology annotation, biological process: regulation of DNA-templated transcription. The transcript is spliced from 5 exons.